Molecule: messenger RNA, 1413 nt
Organism: Fibroporia radiculosa
Lineage: Eukaryota; Fungi; Basidiomycota; Agaricomycetes; Polyporales; Fibroporiaceae
Exons: 5
Coding region: 1-1413 (470 amino acids)
Biological process (GO): protein folding; response to endoplasmic reticulum stress
Cellular component (GO): endoplasmic reticulum
Molecular function (GO): protein disulfide isomerase activity
Source: RefSeq, a predicted model, not a curated record
AUGUGGUUUUUCGGAUUCCUUUCACCCGCUCUUGCCCUAUUCUCUGUUGUCUCCGCCGCUGAUAGCCCCUCCGACGUGAUCAACCUCACAACCAACACUUUCGAUGCUGUAGUCAAGCCUGAGCCCCUUAUUCUUGUCGAAUUCUUUGCGCCAUGGUGCGGUCACUGUAAGGCCCUUGCGCCUCAUUAUGAGGAGGCUGCAACUGCGCUCAAAGAGAAGGAUAUCAAGAUUGCUAAGGUUGACUGCGUGGACCAAGCUGACUUGUGCCAGGCCAACGGUAUCCAGGGAUACCCACAAUCGCUGCCUGCCGUGUCGGAAGUGACUUCCGCCAAUUACGACGAGUUUAUUAAGGCUGACAGGAUUGUCGCGCUUGCAUUCCUCAUCUCUCCUGCUGACGCGCCCGGUCCAGAGUUCACUGCAACAGCGAACAAACACAGGGACGACUAUUUGUUCGGCUCCACGAGCGAUUCUGCUCUCGCUGAUGUUGCUGGUGUCACGCCACCUGCUAUUGUCUUGUACCGCACCUUCGACGAGCCUACUACCGAGUACCCAUAUCCCAUUGGAUCUGCCAAAGUGGCGGACAUGGAGAAUUGGAUAAAGGCACUCUCCAUUCCUACCAUUGACGAGGUCAGUACGGAUAACUACCAACUCUAUGCCGAAAGUGGGAAACCCCUUGCGUAUCUCUUCCUCGACCCCAGCGAUGAGAAGAAGGAGGAGUAUAUUACCUUGGUCAAGCCUGUUGCUUCUAAGUGGAAGACCAACAUGAACUUCGCUUGGAUUGAUGCUAUUAAGUUUGGUGAUCACGCCAAGGCGCUGAAUCUGGUGGAGGCGAAAUGGCCUAGCUUUGUGAUCCAAGACAUUCAGAAGCAGCUCAAGUACCCGUACGAUCAGAGCAAGGAGCUCAAUGCUGUUGACCUGGACGUCAUGCUCUCAGACUAUGUUGAUGGCAAACUUCAGCCAGAGCUCAAAAGUCAGCCGAUUCCUGCUACACAGGACGAGAGCGUCUUCAACCUCGUCAGCAAGCAAUUUGAGGAAGUUGUAUUCGACGAUGACAAGGAUGUCUUCGUGGAAUUCUAUGCCAGCUGGUGUGGUCACUGCAAGCGUCUCAAACCAACAUGGGACUCCCUUGGCGACCGCUACGCUGACGUGAAGGACCGUGUAGUCAUUGCGAAGAUGGAGGCGCAAGAGAACGACCUUCCACCCAACUUACCUUUCCAUAUAUCCGGCUUCCCCACACUCAAGUUCAAGCAAGCUGGUUCGCGCGACUUCAUUGACUACAACGGCGAUCGAUCACUUGAGAGCCUUGUUGCCUUUGUGGAGGAGAACGCCAAGAAUCCUCUCGAUCCCAAGGUUCCAUUCAAAAAUAACUCACAGCAGCCCGAAAUCGUACAUGAGCCUCACGACGAGCUCUGA